Messenger RNA from Phoenix dactylifera (date palm), 1668 nucleotides. RefSeq names its product 3-dehydroquinate synthase, chloroplastic. The record is from RefSeq and is a predicted model, not a curated record. Gene Ontology annotation, molecular function: 3-dehydroquinate synthase activity. Gene Ontology annotation, biological process: aromatic amino acid biosynthetic process. Gene Ontology annotation, cellular component: cytoplasm. NCBI's taxonomy places the organism in Eukaryota, Viridiplantae, Streptophyta, Magnoliopsida, Arecales, Arecaceae.
UAAGAGGGAAGCGAUGGGGGGCGCCGACGACGACGGUGGCCAGCGACAUCCCCUUCGCCCCUCCUCGCCUCCAAGCCCUAACCCUAAUUCUGCUCCAUGGCGGUAUCCACCUCUUCGAUCCACUCCACUCUCCGUUCCUCCCCCAAGCUCCCCGCCGCCACCCGCCUCCCCGGGUCGGUCUCCGGCCACCGCGCCGUCCUCUCCCUCCGCCGUGGCGACCUCGACCUCCCCAUCCUCGCUUCGUCGUCGAUCUCCCUGCGGUCCGCUGGGAAUCGCUCGAGGAUCUCCGCGAUCGCCUCUCCGGUGACGGAGGGGACGACGCGGACGGCGGAUUCGAAGGUGUCCACGAUCGUGGAGGUCGAUCUUGGCAACCGGAGCUACCCGAUCUACAUAGGCUCCGGCCUGCUCGACGAACCCGAUCUUCUCCAGAGGCAUGUACAUGGAAAGAGGGUUCUGGUGGUAACUAACACCACGAUUGCGCCACUGUACCUUGACAAAGUUAUCAAAGCAUUGACUCAUGGGAAUUCCAAAAUUUCCGUUGAGAGUGUGAUCUUACCUGACGGGGAAGCUUAUAAGAACAUGGAAACAUUGAUGAAAGUCUUUGAUAAGGCGAUAGAGUCCAGGAUGGAUCGGCGUUGUACCUUUGUGGCACUGGGUGGUGGAGUCAUCGGCGAUAUGUGUGGUUUUGCUGCCGCUGCCUUUCUUCGUGGGGUUAAUUUCAUUCAGAUUCCAACUACUCUAAUGGCUCAGGUGGAUUCAUCAGUUGGGGGGAAAACUGGAAUAAACCAUCCAUUGGGAAAAAACUUGAUUGGCGCCUUCUUCCAACCACAAUCUGUACUUAUAGACACGGACACUCUAAAUACAUUGCCUGAACGGGAACUGGCUUCGGGUUUAGGAGAAGUUGUGAAGUAUGGGCUCAUCAGAGAUGCAGAGUUUUUUGAGUGGCAAGAAAAGAACAUGCAGGCACUGUUAGCAAGAGACCCAAGUGCCUUAGCAUAUGCUAUCAAGCGAUCAUGUGAAAACAAAGCUGAGGUUGUUGCUUUGGAUGAGAAAGAAAGUGGAUUGCGGGCAACCUUGAACUUGGGUCAUACAUUUGGUCAUGCUAUCGAGACAGGCUUUGGCUAUGGACAGUGGCUCCAUGGGGAAGCUGUUGCGGCUGGAAUGGUGAUGGCAGUUGACAUGUCCCAUCGGCUAGGCUGGAUUGAUGAUACAAUCGUAAAGCGGGUCCUUAACAUCCUGCAGCAGGCUAAGCUUCCAACAGCACCACCUGAGAUGAUGACAGUGGAGAAAUUUAAAACUGCUAUGGCAGUUGAUAAAAAGGUGGCUGAUGGAUUGCUAAGGCUCAUCCUUCUUAAAGGUCCUCUGGGCAAUUGUGUCUUCACUGGCAAUUAUGACAGGAAGGCCCUUGAUGACACUCUUCAUGCCUUUUGCAAGAGCUGAAGCUUUUAACUGAAAAUUCAAGACAAGUUCUUUAUGUACCAAAAUGAUCUGGGAUUAAGUGCUGUUAUUUAAGCAUGUACUUGUCACAUAUACAACUAAAAGAUGCAAGUGAAAAGAUAGUUUUAGGCAAAUUAUUGUUUUUGGGAUGCCAGCAAUGUUCUGAAUUCAUUGUAGUUCCUUUGAAUUAUUUGGAAUAAUUUCUUGAUUUAUAAGAUGUGUUUUUGACAA